UUUACCUGUCGGCCAUUGCUGCCUGGUGGCGCAACAGCGUGCUAUACAUUUCUAACAUAUAUUUAACACAUUUGUGAGUAAGUAAAUCAUACACUGACCAAGAUGCCACCGAAGAAGAAACCAGAUGGUCCAAGCAAAAAAACUGAACAGAAAAAGAAGGAAAAAGUUAUAGAGGAUAAAACUUUUGGGUUAAAGAACAAGAAAGGAGCAAAGCAGCAGAGGUUUAUUACACAAGUAGAAAAACAAGUGAAGUUUGGCAACCAGAAAACCAGCAAGGCACAGACCCAACAGGAGGCAGAACGAGCCAAGAAGAAGGAUGACAAGAAGAAAGAACUGGAUGAACUGAAUGCUCUGUUUAGACCUGUUGCUCAAACAGUCACUCGAGGUGUGGACCCUAAGUCUGUGCUGUGUGCAUUUUUCAAGCAGGGACAGUGCGGAAAAGGUGACAAAUGCAAGUUCUCCCAUGACCUCAACAUCAAUAGAAAGGGAGAGAAGAGAAAUCUCUAUGAAGAUGUUCGGGCUGAAGAGGACAACAUGGCUGACUGGGAUGAGGCCAAACUUGAAGAAGUUAUCAACAAAAAACAUGGAAAGGAAUCCCUAACCAAAACUACCAUUAUAUGCAAGUUCUUCCUGGAGGCUGUUGAAAACAGUAAAUAUGGCUGGUUCUGGACCUGUCCCAAUGGUGGAGACAACUGCAUGUACCGCCAUGCCCUACCCCCAGGUUUUGUGUUAAAGAAAGACCAGAAGAAGGAGGAAAAGAAGGAGAAAAUUACGAUAGAGGAGCUGGUUGAGAAGGAGCGAGCCGCCCUAGGCCACAACACGACCAAAGUUACAUUAGAAACUUUCCUCAAAUGGAAGGAGAGGAAGAGAAGAGAAAAGGUUGCUCUCUUGGAGGCAGAUCAGGAUAAGAAGAAGACCGAUUUCAAACAAGGAAAACUGUUUGGGAUCUCAGGUCGGCAGAUGUUUGAAUUCAAUCCUGACCUUGUCUUUGAUGAUGAUGAUGAAGCAGGUGAUGGGGUGUUGAUGCGAGAAGAGAACGAGGAAGAGGAGGCCAGAUUGGUAGAUUUGGAUGAUGGCAAUGUCACGGCCAUGGCAAAGGAGGCUGAUGGGACAGGGACGCAGAUGACAGAAGAGCAGCAGAAUGCUCGCAUUCAACAAAUACAGGAAGAAGCCAAAAAGACUGUGGAAGAAGAAGAGGGCAAAAAGCUAGAUAUUGCUGGAGCACUACCUGAGGAAAAUGGAGGCAGUGGUGAUAAAGAGACGUCGGGUACCGAUGCUGCAAUAGCUGCUGCUGUGGCUGCUACAGUCAAUGGAGAAAUAGCUGACAUGCCAAUUGAUGAAGAUUUAUUUGCUGGAGAUGAUAUAGAUGCUCUAGAUGAAGACUUGGACACCUUAGACUUGAGCGAUUAAAAAACAUCUAAACAUUUACCUGGACGAAUGAGAAUGUGUUACUGGACAAUGAAGAGGAGAAAAAAGGACCUCCGUUGGAAUUUGAAGAUUUUUCAGAAUAUUUCUGGGUUUAAUAUGUGGAAUAAAUCUGAGUACUUACGCCUUGAUUGACAAAAUGUUAAUGUUUGUACAGGCAUUGUUCAUAACAGGCUAGUUUUCCUGACUUGUACAUAGCAUGUGGAAGAGAUUUAUGAAAUGGUUUCAUUUCAAGGCAGUCAGAUUUCAGCAUUUUAAAUUGUUAAUAUCUUAAAGAUUUUGAGUUUGUUAAUUAAGGUAUGAUAAAAAUUUGAUAUGUUAAAAUCUAAGUGUUUCCAUUUGAAAGUAAUAGCAUUUGAAAUGUUUGAUUUAACAGUUUUGUAUAUACAUUAGUGCUGAUCCCUUAUUUUACGAUACUUGAUAACAGGAUCGUCAUCCAUAUUUAGACUGCCGGUAAUUUAAAAAAAAUGUUCGAUUGGAAAGUUCAUUCUUCUAUAUGACAAGUACUUUUAAGCCUGUGAGCAUGAAGAGUGCUACAAAUAAUACAUUUUCUGUGUUCAAUAAAAUGUCCAUGGAACUAUGUGUGACCCAUGAUUUGGUGAUGGGAACCUCUCUACUCCUUUCCCCUGGUGGAAGUGGUGUGACAGUUUCAAACACAACCUGCUUGAAAUGGGAUAUGACGGCAGCAUCUGCCAGCAAGACACCUAGAAUGCUUCGUGAAGAUUACACUCAGCGAUGCUUUGUGCCAUAUACUUGUCCCUGAAGUUAUUCCUGAUAUUAUGAGUACUCACAAAGUUAGUUACACAACAGUGUCAAGUUGUUGGAAAACCAGGGACACUGAUGCUUCCUUUCCUCCUCCCCGCCCUUCGGACAGGUAGAUAAGCCCUUGUUAUUUUUAUGUUGAGGUGUUGAGUGAAUUAUUCAUAUUAAACAUGUGAUGGUGUAAUGCUUGAAGGGUGUCCCACUUUAAACAUGCUAUCAUCUGACUCAACAUGAACUGCAGCAUUAAAUGUUUCAAGCAGAUAAGAACCCAAACCUAUAUUGCCCAAUAAGGAAGAGCCAGUUUAUUAUGUAAAAUUAAAACAUUAUUUAAAA
Molecule: messenger RNA, 2520 nt
Organism: Haliotis rufescens (red abalone)
Lineage: Eukaryota; Metazoa; Mollusca; Gastropoda; Lepetellida; Haliotidae
Product: zinc finger CCCH domain-containing protein 15-like
Exons: 12
Coding region: 103-1410 (435 amino acids)
Biological process (GO): cytoplasmic translation
Cellular component (GO): cytosol
Molecular function (GO): metal ion binding; mRNA binding
Source: RefSeq, a predicted model, not a curated record